Molecule: messenger RNA, 2340 nt
Organism: Syzygium oleosum
Lineage: Eukaryota; Viridiplantae; Streptophyta; Magnoliopsida; Myrtales; Myrtaceae
Product: non-specific phospholipase C6-like
Exons: 3
Coding region: 685-2244 (519 amino acids)
Biological process (GO): phospholipid catabolic process
Molecular function (GO): hydrolase activity, acting on ester bonds
Source: RefSeq, a predicted model, not a curated record
UGGGUUGCCGUCAAAGAUCUGGCCACUCUUUGUCGUCUUCUGGGUUCACAUGCUUCCAUCCGCAUUUGACAGGAUGAUUUCCCAUUGCUUGCCAGCACCAAGCUUGUUGUCCUCCUCUCUCUCGGAACUGGUGAAAAAAUAAUAUAAAUUCCAGCCGGUGGAGAGUGAGGCUGCUUCUUCCUUCCAAAAUCUUUCCCCAUUCUCGCUUGUGCUUCGAAUUGCUUAUGUGUACUAGCCUCUCAUCCUUGUCCAUUGCAUGAUUCUUCUGAGGGUGUAGGCAUUGACAGUUGGACCUCCCAGUCUACCACUCGGCUUAAAGAUAAAAGGUGAUUGGAUUGAAGUUGACCUCCCCACUUUGACGCUCUUGCCUAAAUAUCUCCUUUGUAUUGCUUACCAAACCGGAUGCUUCUAAAUCUGUGACUGUAGCUCAUGCCGCACUACAGUGCCACUGCCACUGUGCUCUCCCUACUGACCCUACUCUUCUCUGCGGAUUCACUAUCUGAAGAAUCAGCUAGCCAACGCUGCAAGUCCAUGAUUCCUAAUAAGCAUUCUUCCCAAGACACUUAGAUAGCCACUUCACUCGAUUCUCUCAAUCUACCGCACUAUAAGAACCCUCACCCAAGCAAAUCCUCCUGGAAAGCACCACAAACCCAUCUUCCCAAAGCUCCCUCCUCCCAGCUGCAGAUGAAAGGAAAGCCAACUAGAAUGCCAUCCCCAUUUUCCUUCCUCUUCUGGCUCUUUCUCUCUCUCUCCCACGUCUCCUCAGCCUCACAGCAGCAGCAACCCAUAAAGACCAUUGUGGUUUUGGUGCUGGAGAACCGGUCUUUCGACCACAUGCUCGGAUGGAUGAAGAAAGCCAUCAACCCCAUGAUAAAUGGCGUCACGGGAGAUGAGUGCAAUCCUGUCUCCACCAACAACUCAAAGCCCGAGACAAUUUGCUUCACUGACGAUGCUGAAUUCGUGGAUCUUGAUCCGGGGCAUUCCUUUGAGGAUGUGGCUGAACAAGUGUUCGGCUCCGGGGACAUUCCUUCCAUGUCUGGUUUCGUGGAGCAGGCGCUGUCUGUGUCAGAAAACCUCUCCGAGAUUGUCAUGAGAGGAUUCAGCCCGGAAUCAAUCCCGAUAUAUACUGCUCUUGUCAAGGAAUUCGCAGUCUUCGAUAGGUGGUUCUCUUCGAUUCCGGGACCAACGCAACCCAAUAGGCUCUUCGUGUACUCUGCCACUUCUCAUGGAUCAACCAGUCACAUUGUGAGGCAACUAGCUGUAGGGUACCCGCAAAAGACCAUCUUUGAUUCUCUUUAUGAGAAUGGUUUGGACUUUGGCAUCUACUUCCAGAACAUACCCAGCACUCUGUUCUACAGGAAUUUGCGGAAAUUGAAGUACAUCUCCAACUUUCACCUGUAUGAUUUUAAGUUCAAGAGAGACGCCAGAAAUGGCAAAUUGCCCAGCUUGACUGUGAUUGAGCCGAGGUACUUUGAUCUCAAGGGCCUGCCGGCCAACGAUGAUCAUCCGGCACAUGAUGUUGCUAAUGGGCAGAAGCUCGUGAAGGAGGUUUAUGAAACAUUGAGGGCAAGUCCUCAAUGGAAUGAGACCCUUUUGAUCAUCACAUAUGACGAGCAUGGUGGGUUCUAUGACCAUGUCAGAACUCCAUACGUUGACGUUCCUAACCCGGAUGGUAAUAUUGGCCCUGCCCCCUUUUUCUUCAAGUUUGAUCGACUUGGUGUUCGUGUGCCAACCAUUAUGGUCUCUCCUUGGAUUAAAAAAGGAACACUGAUAAGUUCCCCCACAGGACCAGUUCCGAACUCAGAGUACGAGCACUCCUCCAUUCCUGCAACCAUAAAGAAAAUGUUCAACCUCACCUCCAAUUUCUUAACUCACCGAGAUGCAUGGGCCGGGACAUUCGAGCAUAUUGUCGGGGAAUUACAAUCUCCCAGAACCGAUUGCCCAGAGACAUUACCCAAUGUUACACCGCUGAGGAGCUCCGAAGCCAAAGAAAACGGUAGAUUAUCUGAGUUUCAGAGUGAGAUUGUCCAGUUAGCUGCUGUUCUCAAUGGGGACCAUUUCCUAACCAGUUUCCGCGAUGAGAAGAGCAAGGACAUGAGUGUGAAGGAAGCUCAUGAUUACGUGAAAGGUGCUGUUUCCAGGUUCAUUAGAGCAAGCAAAGAGGCUAUCAGAAUGGGUGCCAAUGGAUCUGCUAUUGUUGACAUGCGCUCAUCACUCACUACGAGAUCUUCGAUUCGAAAUUGAUUCAUUUGUUACGUUGUCUCUGUUGGUUAUGGUCAAUGUCCAUGUGUAGAACUGUGAAUUCCUAAGACACUACUAAAGAGAAAUGUUUAACUAGUA